Molecule: messenger RNA, 2044 nt
Organism: Daldinia caldariorum
Lineage: Eukaryota; Fungi; Ascomycota; Sordariomycetes; Xylariales; Hypoxylaceae
Product: monooxygenase
Exons: 1
Coding region: 412-1755 (447 amino acids)
Molecular function (GO): oxidoreductase activity, acting on paired donors, with incorporation or reduction of molecular oxygen; monooxygenase activity
Source: RefSeq, a predicted model, not a curated record
AGCGGCAAGACUAGUCGAAACCGUCCGGUCGGAGACUUUCUUUGAUAAGCGUCACAUUCAAGGAGUCAGUCAUGGCGGUAAAUGAUACCAAAUUCGCGAAUGGAAUUGACGUAGUAACCCUCGAAUGGUUUAUUCCAGCAGCCGACAUCUUACUUGAUUUAUAAGUCAAUACUGAUAUCGAAGGCAAUGACUAAGUCCGACUGUCACCAAUUUAUGUAGCACCUGUCUAUCGGGCUUUGGGGUUGGCUUCCCGGAUCUCUCGCCAUACCCCUCAGUGAUGGCGACAUCUCAUGAUGUAUAAGACGAUCCGGGCGGGCCGGAGCCCACCUUAUAACGUAGAAGAAACGGUGCGUCCCCGCCGCAGAAAGGAAUCUUGUAAGUCCGUAGGAAGAGAGAAACGAAUAAGAGACCAUGGCCGAACAACAGCAACAGAAGAAGAAGCAGCUUCAUCUCGGCGCUUUUAUGCGCCCCGUGAGCUUGCACACGGGAGCAUGGCGAUAUCCCGGUGCCUAUCCCGACGCCAACUUCAACUUUCAGCAUAUCAAGUCGUUUGCGCAGAAGUUAGAAGCCGCCAAGUUUGACGCAUUCUUCAUGGCCGACCAUCUGGCCGUAUUAAACAUGCCGAUCGAGGCGCUCCGGCGUAGUCAUACCGUCACAUCUUUCGAGCCGUUUACUUUGCUAUCGAGUCUGGCCGCGGUGACCGAGCGCAUCGGUCUCGUUGCUACCGCCUCGACGACGUAUGAUGCGCCCUACCAUAUCGCCAGGCGCUUCGCAUCGCUCGACCAUCUGAGCGGAGGCCGCGCCGGCUGGAACAUCGUCACGACGGCUAACCCGGAUUCGGCGCGCAACUUCGGCCAGGAUGCGCAUAAAGAGCACAGCGAGCGCUAUGCGCGGGCCCGCGAAUUCUACGACGUAGUUACGGGCCUUUGGGACAGCUUCGCCGACGACGCAUUUAUACGCGACGCCGAAAGCGGCAUUUUCUUUGAUCCCGAACGUCUGCACGUUCUGGACCAUCACGGAGCUGAGCUCCACGUGAGGGGCCCGUUGAACAUUGCGCGUCCGCCGCAGGGGUGGCCGGUGAUCGUGCAAGCCGGCGCAUCGGAACCCGGCAAGCAGCUCGCUGCCGAGACGGCGGAGGUGGUAUUCUGCGCACCGCGAAAUCUCGAGGCGGGCAAAGAGUUUUUCAAGGACGUUAAGGGCCGACUUGCUGCUGUGGGCCGGUCUCCUGAUGAUAUCAAGUUACUACCUGCAGCGUUUAUAAUCAUCGGCGACACGGUUGAAGAAGCUCAGGCUAAGCGGCUAAAGCUAGACAGUCUUGUGCAUUAUGAGAGCUCUAUCGCCUCGCUUUCUAUCUCGCUUGGCUACGACGUCUCCAACUUAGAUCCAGACGGCCCUCUACCAACGGAGCUUCCAGAGACCAAUGCAAGCAAAUCGAGUCGGGAAAGCGUAUUGAAACUUGCGGCUACAGAAGGUCUUACUGUCCGCCAACUUGCGCAGAGAUAUGGAGGAUAUUCUGGUCUGGCAUUUGUCGGAACGGUGCAGACAGUGGCUGAUGAGAUGGAGCAGUGGCUUAUAGAGGAAGGCUCAGAUGGCUUCAAUGUUGUCUUCCCUUUCUUACCGCAAGGUCUUGAUGAUGUGGUUGAACGCUUGAUUCCGGAGCUGCAGAGACGAGGCAUCUUCCGUAAGGAUUACGAAGGGACGACUCUACGAGAGCACCUGGGUCUCAAGCGUCCAAAGAACAAGUUUUUCCCCUGAAAUAAGGCAUGACAGUAUGAUACCGAUUAGUAAACGCAUUUAUAUACCAUGUGAAGAAUAACGAGUUACGAUGAUAUUGAUAUUACUAGAAAGCUUUAACACCUCCUUGUUCUGAAUUUGAUAACCUGUCGCUCAGCUACUUCUUACCACUACACUUUCUGGUCAGCCGACUUGUUGCUGAUGCACGCAGCUAGAUACUUGGGAAGAGCUGCAUAAACGGUGUAUGAACAUUAAAUAAUACCAACAGAUCUCAGUUCAUUCUGAGAUUAUGACGUGCUUUGAGGCCUUC